AUGUUAACAUUAAUCUCAAUUUGUACAUAUUUAUUUUAUGCUCAUAAAGACUCUUUGUUAAAUUUAGUGGGAUUAAAAAGUGAUGAAACUGAAAAUGAAAACAAGAACACUACAAAUGUUGAAACAAAAUUUAAAAAUGAAAAAAUUAGAAAAUCUUUAUCAGAUUCUGAUCUACAUAGAAAAAAAUUUAUCCUAAGAACAUAUAGUGACGUUGAUUUUAACAUAAAAUUUCAUAAAAGAAAUUUGCAUAAUAAAAUUAAACUUUAA
Plasmodium relictum is the source of this 267-nucleotide messenger RNA. RefSeq names its product conserved Plasmodium protein, unknown function. The transcript has a single exon. The record is from RefSeq and is a predicted model, not a curated record. Lineage: Eukaryota; Apicomplexa; Aconoidasida; Haemosporida; Plasmodiidae. Bases 1 to 267 code for a protein of 88 amino acids.